This is a messenger RNA of Rana temporaria (common frog), 1175 nucleotides long. RefSeq names its product retinoic acid receptor responder protein 2-like. NCBI's taxonomy places the organism in Eukaryota, Metazoa, Chordata, Amphibia, Anura, Ranidae. Gene Ontology annotation, biological process: regulation of lipid catabolic process; inflammatory response. The transcript has 5 exons. The record is from RefSeq and is a predicted model, not a curated record. Gene Ontology annotation, molecular function: signaling receptor binding. Bases 53 to 580 code for a protein of 175 amino acids.
AUCCUCCUCCUCCUCCGUCCUCCACACCGAUCUGUCCCCUCCGAGGACCGCCAUGGCCCCGUCCGCCGUCUCCUGGGGUCUUCUCUCCGCUCUGCUGGUCCUGAGUGUCCGGGGAGAAGACUUCCCGGAGGAAAUGUCCAACAUCCAGAGCAAGGCGGUGCAGCUGGUGAUGGAGAGUCUCCAUAAGAAGAGUAAUAUCAGGAACGGCUUCAGGGUGACCUCCGUACUGCAGGAGAGCGAGCAGGAAUUGGAUGAUGGGCUGUUUGUGAAUUUGGAGAUCGGCCUGAAACAAACGAAAUGCCCUAAGGAGCAAUGGACGGACCCGGAGUGCAAACCCACCAGAGACGGGAAGUCGUACAAUUGUGUCGGAUGCUUCAGGUUUGAUUUUGGGGAGCAGAAAGUCCGCUCCAGGUACAUCCAGUGCGUCCCCCCGAGCCGCGCCGCCCAGGAAAAGAUCAUCAAUACGAGGAGAGAAAACUGCAACAAUGUAAAGAAGCCGAAACAGAAACCCCCCGUCUACAGCGUGGGCAGCGUCACCUUCCUGAGAUAUCGGUCCCCUCUUGAAAAUGAGAAGCCGUGAUUGGAUUAUGAGAGAAUAUGAAUAAAGGACCAUUUCAUACAUACGGACCCCCAUUGUAAAUGACCAGAGAAGUGGCCACUGUCUAUGGAGUUGCUAUGGGGUAGAAGACAUCAUGUGUUUUAUAUGAGGGCCCUUAAAAAGGAAACUCCACUAUGAACUAUUUUAUAUGAACAGACCGACAUCACAAAACAUCACAAAACAUCACAAAACAUCACAAAACCCCGGGGGGAAAUUCAAAAAGAGAAGAAAACUUCAACACGAGUCCUCUAUGAUAAGUCUCAGCCUCCUGAGAACAUGACGCCUCCAUGAGAUUGUGGCCUUCACCUGGGACUUUAUUUCACUUUAAGACUGUGACAUCACCCUAAGAUCAUGACAUCACCCCAAGAUCAUGACAUCACCCCGAGAUCAUGACAUCAUCCUCAGAUCAUGACAUUCCAAUAGGACAUGGUCUUACCUUGAGAUUGUGAUAUCACCUUGAGAACAUUACAUUCCUCUGAAAUCUGACAUCAGCCUGAGAAUGUGACCUUACCCUGAGGAGAUGACAUCACCCUGAGAACAUGACAUCAGCCUGAGAACAUGACAUCACCCUGAGAAC